This is a messenger RNA of Penicillium oxalicum, 1119 nucleotides long. RefSeq lists its product as uncharacterized. The coding region runs from base 1 to 1119 and encodes 372 amino acids. The transcript is spliced from 2 exons. The record is from RefSeq and is a predicted model, not a curated record. Lineage: Eukaryota; Fungi; Ascomycota; Eurotiomycetes; Eurotiales; Aspergillaceae.
AUGAAUUCCUUACUCGAUGAUCCAACGACACGCCGCGCCUCUUUGAGGAGAAAUUAUGACGAAGCUGUCUCGAAACUUCUUCAGACCCUCGACUCCCACCCUAAGCCCACAUACGCACGCCAUGAUCUCACGAAGCUUCACAUUACCCUGGAAAUGUUCGAUCCUGAUGUUUCAUCAUUUGCCACGUCUCUCUUCAAGCCUAUGUCGCUAGAGAAACUUGCCGAAUACUCUUUCAAUAUGUCAGAACAGUCGCAAAGCACUCAAAACUUAUACGGCAGGUAUAAUGAGCUCUACAACAGACUCUCUGAUCAGGCAGAGAUAGUAGGCUACCGUCAGCCGAAUAGAAGAGAAGCCGAUAUCUUCUAUCGGAAUCUGGAAAGUACCUCCGUCUACUUGAGGAGACUCUACCAGGGCUCCUACAAGAAGAUGAGGCGCUCCCACGAAUUUCUCACGGAUACCUUUAAGUGGACUCCACUUACAGGUGGGAAUUCUUUCGAAAAACUUCCGAUUGGCUUUCUUGGCGGCCAUCCCCCAAAUGCUCAGAUUCCGCUUUGGUACAUCGAGGCCAACUAUGAGUGGCAAGAUAAUCCCCGUGAUCCACGCACGAUCCGCCCACAUAUGAUGCUCGUUAUGCGCACCGGUGCCGUUGCCGUCGAAGGCGAACUGCUCUUUUGUGAGCUUGCAUGUAUUGCCCAGGUGAUCAAAAAUCGCCUGCAGCAAGAGGAUUUCACAAGGACAUCCCUAUUCCCGGUUCUUCUGCUAGUUUUGUGCGGAUCACGACAUGGCCGUAUUGUUCAGGCUAAAUCCAGCAAGUCUGGAAUCUUGAAAGCCCGAACUUCGCAGAUCCACUAUUUUGAGCGAAUGGUGUCGGCGCCUUGGGGCCUCUUCCUACGUUACCAUGUCUGCUAUCCCCGUGAUGGACCCGAAAUGGAAUUUGCCGGCGACGAAGAGGAGCCUGAGGUCAGUGUAGUACCUCCACCGGCAUCUCAGUACGUUUCCCACGAUUUCAGCUCCCGCAGGGACAACAUCCCAUCUACACAGAAAUCCAAGCACGCCUCCUCAAAGACCCCGAAAGCAGGAAAAGAGAAUAUUUCCCCGGGGAUUCAUGAGGAUGAAUAA